UUUGUCUUUCUUUCUCUCUCUCUCUUCCCUCUGUCUCUCUUGACACCUUUCAUCGCCUCGAGCCGCGUCUCACUGUCUGGUCAUCAGCAUCAACAUCAACGGAGUGAGAUAAGCUGCUGAGCACACUGUCCUGCGGAAAAUUCUUCCUCUGCACUCUCGUAUGUCCCUGAAUCUUGUCUCAACGGCUUCCAAUCAACCAGCUGCAACCUGAUGAUUAUCCGGCACUACGCAUCCGCCUGGCAGUCCCUGGCCUCUCCUGAACUCGAUUCUCCUGGUGAUUAUUCCCUCCCGUCCCUCCUUUCUUUACCUUCUCCCGAGAAAGCUGGCUGUCUUGUGGACGUUUCUUGUUCGGCGCAAUUCGUUCUCUUUGUGCCUUUUCUUUAUGCUUUUUCUUUGCCGGUUUUGUUGACAGUGUCGUGCCCUUCUCUCCGACGCUCUCUGCUGGUUUGAGAUCGAGUUGUUAUUUGCCUUCACCCCUGAUCCGACAUCGACUCAUUCCCUACCCUAUCACCAUUUGGCACUCGCAUGUUGCGCAGGAGUGCAUCUUGGGUCAUAUCCUAGCCACCCUCGUCGACUCAUAUCUCGCGCUGAGAAUAAACCUUCAGUCCUCUCCUAUCCAAUGAUGAAAUAGUAGUACUCCGGCAGUCUUCUUUCGCUCGCAUUCAUUCGCAUUUCCCGUUCCUUGUCUACUCGUUCGUUCGUUCAAGGUAGACCGCGGCAGGUUAUCAUUACAUUCUUCGGCUGGCCUCCUUGAAGAUCCCUUCUCUCUCUUUCUCUCCCUCUCUCGUUUUUUCUCCGAAAAUGGUCGUCCCUAAGCCCCCUGUGAAACUUGAGGGUCACUGUUCUGCAAUUCAUGAAAACACUCUUUACGUCUACUCAGCCAAUGGCUUUGCGUCACUACCACUCCAGCUCAAUGGGACAUGGAGUAAGCUAACUAUGGGGGAGUCUGUAUCUGGUGCUGCAUGUGUGAAGGGAGGAGUCGAUGGCGACAGCAAUCGCGAGGCACUGUAUGUCGUCGGAGGAACCGGUGGUUCGUCUGACUAUUCGGGUGUCCAGAGAUACACCUUCGAUGACCGGCGAUGGGAGACCAUCAGCCUAACUACGCCAAUCACGCAAAAUCGCACUCACCAUGGCGUCGCCUUUUUGAAGUCCUCCUCAUCCAUCCUGGUGUAUGCAGGCUCUCAGGAGGACAGUACAACCAGCUCUUCCCAGACAUUUUCUAUUUUCACUGCGCCCCCGUACAAUAUUUCGUCCUUCGAAGGCCAAGGGGUGUCCCCCGCAUCAUCACCUGUCCUCUUGCCUUGGAACGACGAGGAGGCGGCAUUGAUGGGCGGUUCGACGUCGAGUAACAUUUUCCUUUUCGCCCAGGCUCGUGGAUGGCAAGAUUCUGGGUUAACUCUUUCAAAAACACUUUCCAGUGGAACCGGUUAUACGAUAUUGAGCAGAACCGACGGGAGCAAGGUCCUCCAGUCAUUUAACAUGGAAGUGUCACCUAACACAGUUAGCAGUGUACCUUUGUUAGGUCCCGAUGGUACAUCUUCCAAUAGAAUAGUGCAAGCUUUAUCCUUGAGAAGGAGGAAAAGAAGCACUACUUCUGACUCGUAUCCAGCCUACAAUGAUACGCUGGCCCCAACUACUACCAGGCUGGACUACUCGCUGGCCCAGGACGAGAGUAGCAACUUGGUCGUCAUCUCUGGCGGAGACGAUGCUGACCCGUUGGUUAUCUUCAACCAAACGUCUAACGGCUGGAUAAACGCGACAAAGCUGUUUUAUGGGGACGAAUCUCUGUCGCAAAUCCCUCUUCAGACCACUUCCACCCCCACCGCUCAACCUACAACUACCUCUACUCCCUCUACCGAGAGUACGGCCGGCGGCUCUCAUACAAAUGUCGGCACGAUUAUUGGCGCAGUCCUUGGCAGCCUCAUCGGAUUUGCAAUCCUGUUAUUGGCAAUACUGCUGUUCCUUAGAUACCGGCGCAAAAAAGCGGAUUUAAAGCGUGGUCGCGAGAACGAUGACCGACUGAGUUUCCAAGAUCGAGGAAUCGAGCCCCUUGCCGAGGCAGCCUAUCCUAUGGCUCGCAGCCCGGUUCCUGUAGCGGCGUCUUCAGUGGACUCGCUUGGGAUAUUUUCCGGGAAAAUCGGCAACGAAAAGUCUCUCCGACCGCCAGCCGCUAAUACCACUCCGAUGAAGAGUAGCCCAUUGAUUACCGUAGAAUCCGACCAGGCGGGCGAUGCAAAUUCCAAUAAUUUGGAAAAAUCAUUGGGCGUCGAAUCGUCCGGUCGGCCGGGGGAUAGGACGACGGACGUGAGUUGGAGCAAAUACUUUGAAGGCAAUGCAACCACGAACCUGGCGACACUUCAGAAUUCAGACUCGCCUACUGCUUCUAUUAUCACAAAGUCGGAUUACAGAGGCAGCGCGUGGCCUUCGGUCACACCGCUGGAUUUCGGGUUCCUUGAGCAGCCGAAGCCGUUGCGUAAGGUGGCUAGCGGCAGCCCGACAACGGAGCAUGCAGGGAUCGACGGGAAUAGCCGUGGACUAGUCAUUUUCGAAAGUCAGUCCGCGCGGAUCUCUAGCGCAGAGUCCAUGAGCUCGGAAGAAGACUAUUAUGAAAAGGAUGAUUUUGUGCCGGAUGACAUCCUGGCAAGUGCUCACGGAAACCGGGACACAUUAGGGACCGGGAGCUGGUUUGGCCGGCCGCCAAGCAGUAUGUACAGCCGGAGUGGGACGGAUCUGCCAUCGACAGGCGCAAGCGCAUCCGGUGGGCAACCAAGGCAAACGGGUGCGACGAAUGCGCUGGCGCGAAAAUCCAGUGUAUUGAUACCAGAUCAGUUGCCGGGCGUAAUAGGUGGCAAUGUCAAUUCGGAUUUGAGUUGGCUUGAUCUCAACGCAGGACGAUGAUGCCAUGAGUGGAAAUCCUUCCUGGCUUGGAGGGGGCCGAAAAUUGGAAAAAUAAGAAAAUCUUUGCAAAUAAUCCAUCCCAUUUAUGCAGGUAUGCCAAGCCGCGAAAUUAUGAUUCGGGGAGCAGCGAACUGCAUAGUACAACCAAUUCUUUUAGGUUCUCCUUAUGCGUCUUUUGCUACUCGAAAACAGUUGAUCUAUCUCUUGUAACGCGACCGGACAGAGUUCGGGAAAGCAUUGCAGUCUGACUACAAGGCAAAAGAGUCUAGGGCCUCUUUAAUGGGGGCGAAGGAGCUUUCGAUUACCUUGUGGGGCCGUCGCCUGCGACAGACCCUGUCGAGAGCAAAGUUACACUUGGGCUGGUUUUGAGUGUACAUGACUAUUACUUUUAUCCUGGCCGUCUGUCUCUCUUUGUUACUAUCGUUAAAAAAUUCCGUUUUGGAAGGUUUUCAGCGUGGAUCUUGGCCACUGCACUUUUUCUGUUUGUUUCCUGGCACUCUCUCUUUCUGGAUUGGGCGUAUUAUUGCCUUUUUUUUUUUUUUUUUUUGCUGUGUAUUAUUGCAAGGUGUGCGAUGGAGUUGGCAUUCUGACAGCUUAUUCAAAAGCGUCUGGGUAAAUGUUUGGGAAGCUCGCGGUAAUAUGCCAUCAUAAUAAUAAUAAUGGAU
Monascus purpureus is the source of this 3563-nucleotide messenger RNA. NCBI's taxonomy places the organism in Eukaryota, Fungi, Ascomycota, Eurotiomycetes, Eurotiales, Aspergillaceae. The record is from the annotation of a GenBank genome assembly.